UGUUUUUGUUGAAUUAAUACUUUCUAGUGGAGGUCAUCCCAUGGAACGUAUAUCGAUAGAGGGCGAUAUAACAAUCCCUUAAACACGGAGAAUGACCAUCCUGUGAAAGAAUCGCCCUCUAUUUGGAAUUUCAUUUGCUUGGCAAAGCCAUGGCGACGAAAGAAGCGUCCCUAGUUUCCAAUGCAAGCUAAUAUUGAGAAAGGACUUUGUCAGUAUAGAAAUGCUGAACACAUUUUUUAGAAUCCACUGUUACUGCUAUCGUUGUAUGUGUGUUACUGGUUUCCUCGUCAGCAACAACAGUAUGAGAUCCAGAGGGAACACGUUAGCUAACGCUAGCUAGCUACCUAACCACCGAGCUGGAUCGCUAAGCCAGCACGCUAGACACCUGUCAUGGGAGAAAGGUCGCGGUCUCCGACGCUUCACCUGGACGUCGACAGCGUUGAUAAAACGAAUGCUGAGAACAGCAGAUACGCUUUAACCAGGCCGCGGUCGUUGGAUUCGUGUGCAAGUGAGGGUGUCAAACCUGUUAAGAUUUUAAUCAAAUCUCUUGGUGAGUUUGUCGAAGACACCAGUCACAAUAACAAUAUUCCGUUUGAAGCAGUGACAGUUCUGUACGAGGCCUACGAAAAGGAAAGAAGAGGGAUUUUGCAGUUUUGUCGUGAGGAGAGAAAGAAGAUUAAAGACACACAAGUUAAUAAACUGUCAGCCCUCGAGACACGACUCGAGCUACAUGGUCGGAGUUCCCUCGAAGAUUCAAAACCGACUGAGGACGCUGGUGAUGAUGUUUUGGGUUUCUCAACUGGAGAACGUCAAUGUGUUUCUGUGAGCUCCAGUACUGGUGGUGGCAACUCUUCCAAUUCUUCUACGGGCACAAGAGAAACAAAACACCGGAGGCCAACUGACAACAUCAUGGUCUCCAGUCUGAGUCUAGGAGACCUCAGGCAUUCCCCUGCCACAGAGAGACAGUUAGACAAGCUCACUCGAGACAUCAGGAAGGAGAUGUGUGUGACAGUCCCAGAGAAAGACCGCAAAAUAGUAGCUCUUAUGUUAGUGAAGCACCAAGAGGAGCAGAGUAGGCUGAGGCUCAGCCUGCAGGAGGAGCAGGAGAGAGAGGAGGCCCGGAGGCAGGAGGAGGCACGCCGGGUUCAGACUGAGCACAGGAGGAGAAAGGAGCUGGAGCGCAGCAUGCAGCGCUGGCAAGAUGGUCUGGAGGCACGAAGAAGGCAGAAGGAGCGCCAGGAGGAGGAGCUGGCUGCUCAGCGUGAGCAGGAGUUACUGCUGCAGGAGGACCGCUGUAGGAGGUUCACCGAGGAGCAGGAAGUUAAACGCAGGGACAAGUUUGAUGCUGCAAGGAGAGAGGCGGAGAAGCGUAAACGCUUCCAGGAGCAGUUGCUCAAAGACAGGGAGCGUCUGGAGCAUAUACAGAGGGAGAAGGAGGCACAGCUGGCCUAUGAGAAGGAACAGAGGGCCUGGAUAAGCAAGGCAACGCAGGAGAGAAGAGAGAAGAAGAAACUUCAGCAGGAGAACCAGAGGGAGCAGCUCCGGCACCUUCUGCUGCAGAGGGAGGUGCAGCAGCAGACUGAAGAGGAGGAGGCACUGAUGAGGAGCGCCCUGGAAGAAAAGCAACGGCGCUCCUGGGUGAAGAGGGCCCAGGCCGUGAAGGCCAGACUCAGGCAGCUGCAGGAGAGAUCGGCCAGGGAACAGGAGCAGAUGGAGAGGGCCAGGAUUCGAGCUUCCUGGCAAAGCCACCAGCAGAUCACAGACAAACAGAUCCUGGCCCAGUUGAGCCAGCGGCGUAUGGAGCAGGCGGAGCUGCAUGCCCACAGCCAGAAGAGGAGGAGGGCUCUGCGGGCACAGCAGGAGAACCAGGAACGGCUCCGCUGCCAUCAGCACCUCAGAGAUAGGGUGAAGGAGCAGGAGGAGGCCGAGAGGCAGCAGAGGGAGAACUGGCUCCUGGUGAAGGAGCGUCGGCGGGAGCGUCUUCGGAGGGAGAGAGAGGAGGUGCAGGAGGAGGCUCGCAGGGUGGCUCUCGCCUCCUUCCACAUGAGGGAGAGGGUUCGGGAGGCAACGAACGGCAGGACCUUCAACCAGAUGGCCCUGCAGGCCGAGCUAGCUGCUUCGCUGCUGGGUCGUGUCAAAAUCUAAAAAUACCUCCCUUCACAUAAAACCACCCUGGUUGUGUUCUACUCACCAGUUAUGCAACGGCUUGUUGUUACCAAAAGCCACAGGUCUAACUUAAACCAACUGUUUUUCUGCAAUUGUAUAAUACUCUAAUUAGGUGGCGACCUCCUUCAGCUUGUCAUUCAACUUGUCAAAUCAUUUUUUAAACUUAACUUCUGUUGAUGAUCGGCUGUUUCAGGGGUACAAUUGAAUUGUGAAACAUCUGGCGGUCUUCAAGUUUGAGAAUUGAAAGCUAUUUCAGCCCAGUGAUGUGCCACACAGACAGGUACAUAUCCUAUAAGUCACCUGGUGGUUGAAUCAGCUGUGUACUGUUGGGGGUACUUGAGGACCGUGGUUGGGAACUACUGGUCUAUAUACUAUAGAAUUAGACCUUUUCAUUAAUGAAUUCAAUGGCUAAUCGUAUUUGCUUGCUAAAUCUCUCGUGUAGCAAGCAAAUACAGCAGCUUAUGCCUGUGACACUAUGCCUGUGUCGACCGUAAAGUAGGUGGAAUUAGACGGUUGCUUCGCGGAGCAGUGAUCAAGGAAGUAUUAAAAUAAGUAAUCUGAUGCCAUCACCCUCAUGGAGGUCACUGUUUGCACAUACACCAUCCAUUCUAUUUUUUGAAUGCACGAAUAGCUAGACGGUCGUGAAACUCACCAAUGUAAACGGUAAUAAGCCAGACGAUCAUGGAGUUCAUGUUCAUUUUAGCACUGCUCGGCAAGGCAAAUGAAAAAUCCAUCCUGUCACAACAAUAUACCUCGAGCAUCCAGUACAAUGUAGCAGAAUACACGCUGCUGAACGGACAGUCGUGACCGGAGUACAAUGCGCGUUACCUAUGCAAUCACUUUCAGAUGACAUGUCAGGGUUUAACUAUGCAAGCUGUAAUUGUCUACGUCACGGUAGGUUUUGUAGGACCAACCUGACUAAAUUUGUCAUCCUCAAAACAUUGCCAAUCUGGGUGGUUUUAUUAAAUUACGUUCUUAUGUUUAGUGACUUGUCAGGUACCUGAUAAUACUCAAAUAUUCCUCAAACUUCGGGCCGGUUUCACAGACAGAUUAAGCCUAGUCUAGGAGUAAAAAAACAAGGUCAAUUGAGUUUAAUUUAACCUGAUAUUUUUUUUUUGUCCUAGACUAGGCUUAAUCCGUGCCUGCAAAACCAGCCCCAAGUGUUUGGAUUGCUGUGUAAAGUAUUAGCUUAAGUAACUUGAGACAAUUUUGACUUGAGGACUUGUUCUUGAACUACAAGUUUACGUGAAGUAUGAAGCUUCAAGCAGUAGGUAUGUCUUGUGGGAAGUAUUGCCUCUCAAGACCAUCUGCAUUUAUGUACAGUAUUUAUACAGCAAUUAAAAUGUGAUCAUUGUUAUAACUUAUACUGUGACAAAACAAAUGUAAAUUAUGUAUUUUUUGCAAAUGCAUUGCUUUGGGAUAGUUCAGGACAGUUUAUUUGUAUCGAUUGUAUUAAAGUAUUUAUUCAAGUUUUGUAAAAUCUAGAUUAUGAAAAUGUUGUUACAUAUUUGAAUAAAGCGUUAGGUUUAUGACCUCUGCAUUCCUGUCCCGGCACUGUUCUGUAUUAGGCUAAGACGCUACUGAGCCAGUGUACAUCUAACCACAGUUAAAUUGUAGGUGAUAGUAACAAAUUAAAUAUGCGGUACAUUCUGACUUAAUCUGCAAUUUACAGUUCUACUGGGUGUCACUUGGUUUAGGAGGAAGUGGAAUUACAGCUUGGUUCCAAGACACAAUGUCUUUGCUAUACAGCGUAGAGAUGUGUGUGUGGAAGACCCAGAGGUGUUUGUUAUAGGACUGCUUAGUAAAUGUUUGUGAACCAUUAUUAGCAAUCUAAUA
Molecule: messenger RNA, 4002 nt
Organism: Esox lucius (northern pike)
Lineage: Eukaryota; Metazoa; Chordata; Actinopteri; Esociformes; Esocidae
Product: coiled-coil domain-containing protein 177
Exons: 3
Coding region: 391-2145 (584 amino acids)
Source: RefSeq, a predicted model, not a curated record